Molecule: messenger RNA, 1834 nt
Organism: Haemorhous mexicanus (house finch)
Lineage: Eukaryota; Metazoa; Chordata; Aves; Passeriformes; Fringillidae
Gene: RAD18
Product: RAD18 E3 ubiquitin protein ligase
Exons: 13
Coding region: 91-1578 (495 amino acids)
Biological process (GO): protein monoubiquitination; DNA damage tolerance
Cellular component (GO): nucleus; Rad6-Rad18 complex
Molecular function (GO): single-stranded DNA binding; ubiquitin protein ligase activity
Source: RefSeq, a predicted model, not a curated record
GGCGCGGCCGGAAGCGCGGCCGGAAGCGCGCGGGGUGCGCGCUGCUCGGGGCCCGCCGCCGGCGGAGCGGGGCCGUGGGGCGGCACUGCCAUGGCCCUGGCCAUGCCGCUGCUCGAGCCGCCCUGGCCGCCCGGCCUGGCCCCGCUCAAGGCCGUGGAUGACUUGCUGCGCUGCGGGAUUUGCUUCGACUACUUCAGCAUCGCCGUGAUCAUCCCGCAGUGCUCGCACAGCUAUUGUUCCCUUUGUAUCCGCAAGUCUUUGUCCUACAAAACACAGUGUCCAACGUGCUGUGUGGCAGUCUCAGAAUCUGACCUGAAAAACAACCGGAUUUUAGAUGAUCUAGUGAAGAGCUUUAAUUCUGCAAGGCAGCAGCUGUUGCAGUUGGUGUUGGAAGCUCCCCCGGUUCCAUCCCCAGCAGCCCAUAGCCAGCGUCCAGCCCAGAGCCACUGGAGUCCUGGUUCUCAGCCUGGGUCUGAAGAGGUGCCAGGCAUUGACAGCUCCUUAAGCAAGGACAAAGUCUGCACCUCCACGAAGGCAGGUGGCCUGGCAUGGACUGGCCAGAAGAGUUUCAAAUCUGAGGAACACCAUGACCUGCACAGCCCUUCUGCAGAGGCUGGUGGUAAAGACAGCAAAGCGAUUUCACAGGAGAUUCCUGGGUGCACCCAAAGCCAUGAAAAGCCUUCUACAUCUGUGCUCAAAGGAGACAAGAAAGUGGAAUGUCCUGUUUGUGAGGUUGCAAUUCUAGAGCAAUAUAUAAACAAACAUCUGGACAGCUGCUUGACCAGAGGGGAGAAGAAGGACAGCCUGCGAAGUUCUGACCACAAGAGGAAGCUGAUGUCCAAGGUUGUUUAUAACCUGCUGUCGGAUCGAGAUCUGAGGAAGAAGCUCAAGGAGCAUGGUCUGUCCACCUCGGGGACCCGCCAGCAGCUCAUCAAGAGACACCAGGAGUUUGUGCACAUGUACAAUGCUCAGUGUGAUUCCCUCAACCCCAAGUCUGUUGCAGAGGUUGUUAAGGAGCUGGAAAAGAACGAGAAGGUUCGGCUUCAGCUGGAGUGUAAUAAACCUGGUGAAAAUAGCUUGACCUUCACAAAGGACCAGACAGAGGAUGAAAUAGAUGAGAUCCACGCUGAAUAUCGAAACAAACACAGAAGUGAAUUCAAGUUCUUGGUGGAUCAAGUAAAUAAACGGUGGAAGAAAAUGGGUGAGGGGAAAGCAGAAAGUGCCCCAAACAAAGAGGAAGUUGCUGUCAAAGAGCUGCCAGCAGCCGCAGAACCUGGGGAAGAGGAUCCCACAGCUGGAAAAGCUCAAGCACUCCAAUCAGAAAUCCCUGAUGGCCCAAGAAGUGACUCUCAUGGCUUGAAGGAAUGGCAGAGAUCAGCCUCUCCUGAGUUCUCACUGUCAUCUGGCUCAACGUGCAGCACCAGUUCAGACAUUCUGGCAGAUGUGGAAGGGUCUGAGACGUGUUCAGCGUCCUCUGACAGAGCUGUAGGUGAGGCUGACAAGUUGAACAGGCUGGAAUUGAGCAUCUGUUUUGAUUUACUUCUGUUUGAGAUUAGAAGAGCACUUCUUGGUUGUUAAAAUCUCAAUGUCUGCAAGUCUGGAUCGUGUUUCUGUUUCCCACAUGAAAACCCAUGUGAAGGGGCUGGGGAGAGCUGGAGAGGGCCGUGGGUCCACGAGGCCCCUCGGUGCUCUGGGAACCUGUGUUUGGGGCCAGCACCAAAGCCCAGCUGGAUCUGGCUGCUGGGACUCACACAGAUCUCCCUGGGCAUGGCUGGGGGUCCCAGGGCUGCAGGAGAGCCAUUUCCAUCGUGGUGCAGCUCUGAAACACAGCUUG